Cyphomyrmex costatus is the source of this 1784-nucleotide messenger RNA. RefSeq names its product protein phosphatase 1B. Gene Ontology annotation, biological process: protein dephosphorylation. The transcript is spliced from 6 exons. Lineage: Eukaryota; Metazoa; Arthropoda; Insecta; Hymenoptera; Formicidae. The record is from RefSeq and is a predicted model, not a curated record. Gene Ontology annotation, molecular function: protein serine/threonine phosphatase activity; manganese ion binding; magnesium ion binding. The coding region runs from base 422 to 1543 and encodes 373 amino acids.
CGUUGUUUCUCUGUGUGUGCACGGGCACGAGCCGCCAGGCCUGAGGCCAGCCAGCCAGGCACGAUCAGCGAGAGCAGGAGACGAACGCGGUACGUUGGUGGCGAGGACGGUGAGAAAUUCGCGUGCUAUCUCGAGAAGAAGACACGAUGCGAACGCAUUAGCUGUGCGAGAGCACACGCAGUGGCAUUAGUGGCAACGGCGACGACGGCGGUGUGGCGGCGGCGGCGGCGGCGACAGCAACGGCAGUUUGUUGGAGCACGCUACCCGUUUAGUACCUGAAAUGACGACGAUCCUCGGUCACGGUCCGCCGACGUAAGAGUGAAAGAAGUGCCAUUUUGAGGAUCCGUAAGAAUGAUGCUAAUCAAAUAAUAGAACGAGGAACAAAUUACUCAGCUGGUACAAUAAAUAUUCGACGAGUAAUAUGGGGGCGUUUUUGGAUACUCCGAAGACAGAGAAGUGCAAUGAGCAUGGCACCGGCAAUGGCUUGCGGUACGGUGUUGCCAGUAUGCAAGGAUGGCGAAUGGAGAUGGAAGACGCUCAUCGAGCAAUUCCCUGCUUGGAUGGUGGUCUCUCAGAUUGGAGCUAUUUUGCAGUGUUCGAUGGCCAUGCAGGUGCAUUGGUGUCAGCACACAGUGCAGAACACUUACUAGAAUGUAUAAUGCAAACGCAGGAGUUUAAGGCCGAGGAUGUUAUCAAAGGGAUCCAUUCUGGAUUUCUCAGACUCGACGACGAGAUGAGGGAUUUGCCACAGAUGAGCGCAGGCACGGACAAGUCCGGCUCCACGGCAGUAUGUGCAUUUAUAUCGCCCAAAAAUAUUUAUAUCGCCAAUUGCGGCGAUUCCCGGGCGGUACUCUGCAGAUCUGGAUUACCAGUCUUCUCGACGCGGGAUCACAAACCCGUUUUACCCGCUGAAAAGGAGAGAAUUCAGAAUGCAGGUGGUAGCGUAAUGAUCCAAAGAGUUAACGGAUCUCUGGCGGUUUCUCGAGCAUUGGGUGAUUACGAGUACAAAAAUCUGAAAGAUCGAGGCCCUUGUGAGCAGUUAGUGUCGCCAGAACCAGAAAUAUUCAUGCUAGACAGGGACGAUGAACACGACGAGUUUCUAGUUUUAGCAUGUGAUGGCAUUUGGGAUGUAAUGAACAACGAAGAUUUAUGUAAUUUUAUACAUUCAAGGCUGCAGCUAACGGAUGAUUUAGAAGCAGUUACCAAUCUGGUUGUAGACACUUGUCUUUAUAAGGGUAGCAGAGAUAAUAUGAGUAUAGUCCUGGUAACGUUUCCGGCUGCACCAAAACCAAAUCCUGAAGCACAGAGGCAGGAGGCCGAGUUGGAAAUGGCUAUUGCAAGGAAAAUUAAAGAAAUAGUCGCCCAAGAGGAGGACAAGAGUGAAUUUGACUAUCUAAAAAUGCUGGAGCUUCUUAGAGGAAGCGAUCAAGAUUUUCCUUAUCUGCCUCCUGGUGGUGGUCUUCACGCUAAGCAACCAUUUAUCGAGAAAAUGUUUCGAGAAAUGUGUCCCAGCAAAGCGCAUUCUAAUUCACAGAGCAGUUAAUGUAUGCAAUUACGUAUACAAUUUCAUACAUGCGAAAUUGCAAUAGACUGGCCAAUCCAAAAGUGGUGAAAAUGAGAUAUCUAUCAUCAAGAGUCAUUAUGGAGUACUACAUGAGCAGAGACUGUGCAGAGUGGUAAUUGAUUAUUAAUGUCAGUUUCUUUUUUUAAAUCGUUACACUUACGCGUGAUAAAGAAACACGUACAAAGCAUUUUUUUCAACUAAAGGUAAAACGGAGAAAAAU